GUUGCACCUGUCCAACGGUGUUUUCCAACACUCAUGCAGCAGACAGUGUGCAACACUAAAAACGUAUAUGCGUAAUUAACGCUAAUUAGUUGUCCGCUGGAAACAAUAUAGUUUCAAUCGAAUUCGAGCAUCAAUAAAGUGCGGGUGCACACGGCACACUGCGCAUUAGCAUAAUAAAAUCGAAAUCAAGCUCCAACUGGAGUGUGAAAACUGAUAACGGAUGCUUACACCACCACAUCGACAUCCCACGCAGCAACUAUAACAACAACGGCAUUAGACAAAGGGUACUAGUCGCAGUACAGUAAACAAAAACAAAUAGAAACCAGCCAGAUAAUACAAAGCAAAGCAAAAUCAAAAGCAAGAGUUCAACUCGCACACACACACACAAUCCAUAUUUUGCAGAAACGGCGAAAACAACUGCAGAAAGAAAUCAGAAGCAACAACAACUAUUGUUUUUAAAACUCGAUAAAACAUUCAUAUUUCAAUACGCCCUUUUCGCUGGAGAGCUGGUCAGUACUGGAUAAGUCGGCGAUCUAGAAAGUAACGAUGGCGCGCGAGGACGAGGAACGUAUCGUGGCCAACGAGGUCAACGAAGAAGAAGAGGGCGGCCAGCAGGGUCCCGGUCGUGGCUCCCGACAGGAUAAUGAGCUCGCCCUCCCCUCCGGCGGCUGUUGCAUGCCCACCAGCAAGAGCCACCGAUUCAUGGCCUUGGUGUUCAUGUGCCUGCUUGGAUUUGGCUCGUACUUCUGCUACGAUAAUCCGGGUGCUCUGCAGGAUCACUUUAAGGAGGAUCUCAAGAUUUCCACAACGCAGUUCUCCCUGAUCUAUUCGAUCUACUCGUGGCCCAAUGUGGUCCUCUGCUUUCUUGGUGGCUUCUUGAUCGACCGACUGUUUGGAAUCCGGCUGGGAACGGUCAUCUACAUGUUGAUCCUGCUGGUGGGCCAGCUACUGUUUGCCAGCGGCGGUAUCCUGGACGCUUUCUGGCUGAUGAUCCUGGGCCGAUUCAUCUUCGGCAUCGGAGCAGAAUCCCUGGCGGUGGCCCAGAACAGCUAUGCCGUGCUGUGGUUCAAAGGCAAGGAACUCAACAUGGUCUUCGGCCUGCAGUUGUCGGUGGCCCGAUUCGGCAGCACUGUUAACUUCUGGGUGAUGCAACCGAUCUACGACUAUGUCAGCAACUUCUACCAAGGACACCGGGCUCUGGGAGUGGUCCUGCUUCUGGCCACCUUGACGUGCGUCAUGUCGCUGAUCUGUGCCCUGAUUCUCGGGUGGAUGGACAAGCGGGCGGAGCGGAUUCUUCAACGGAACAGCAACCCCGCCGGCCAGAUCCCCAAGCUAACAGACAUCUUCACAUUCAAGGCUCCCUUUUGGAUGGUCUCCAUCAUUUGUGUGGCCUACUACGUGGCGAUCUUUCCGUUCAUUGCUCUGGGACAGAAUUUCUUUGUGGAUCGCUUCGGCUUAACCAAGAAGGAGGCCAACACUGUGGAUUCGUUGGUCUAUCUAAUUGCGGCCGUGUCGUCUCCGGUGUUUGGCUUCAUCAUCGACAAGCUGGGCAGGAAUGUGACGUGGGUGUUCACAGCCACGCUGACCACGAUCGGAGCCCAUGCCCUGCUCACCUUUACCCAGCUGACGCCGUAUGUGGGCAUGAUCGUAAUGGGCCUCUCCUAUUCCAUGCUGGCCGCCAGCUUGUGGCCACUUGUUGCUCUCAUCAUUCCGGAAUACCAGCUGGGCACUGCCUACGGCUUCUGCCAAUCGAUUCAGAAUCUCGGCCUGGCGGUGAUCACCAUUAUCGCUGGCAUCAUCGUGGAUCAUAGCGGCAAAAACCACACGUGGGUGCAGCUCUUCUUCAUGGGAUGGCUAACCGUUGCCCUAAUCGCCACCGGAAUUAUCUGGGGCUACAACAAGAAGCAUCAUGGCAAUCUCAACAUGACGCCUCAGCAGCGGGCGAGCUUUGUCAGUGCGGAGAAUUAUCAGAACUUUGAAUAGAGCGGAUGAAUCAGUAGAGGAUGGAACAAAAGGGGCAGCGAUCAGCGGACGUACCCGCAGAUCGGAUUAUUAUCGGUUAUAUAGAAGAGGGGGCAUAUAGUUAUUAUCUGCGGGUAUUGAAACGCCCAUGUCCUGGCCCACGAUGUGAUGAUGAUGUGUGAUGAUCGGUAUUUACUAACUGCAAUUGUUCGCCAACCAAGAACGGGGACAUACAAUACGCCCGGAUCAUCCUUAAAUCCACCCAAGAUUCAAGACUGAUCCGGGCGGUUUAUAUGCUAUUUUAAGCUAUGUAUUUUUAGAGCAAUUUAUUAUAACAGUUACAGAAUGUUUUUGUGUCAGCGUUUUACAAAUUAAACUUAAUAUCCAAAAACCACAAAAAUUAAUGAAACAUUUAGUAAGAAGACUUGUGCGCCUUGGGCAAAAGAAUAAUAUUGAUCUUGUAUAUAUUAUAUGUGUGUUACUCGAACCUAUAUCUCAUCCAUUCUAUAUUGGCAGCAUUUUCACGAGUACAGUGGUAUUCUAGUGUAAUGAAGUGGAUUACUAAAUCUUAAAUAUGCCUUCCUUGCAAAUAAAUGUUAUAUUUAAACAUAAUUUUUUUGUAAUUUUAAAAACAGAUCAUUACGUUUUAUAAUUUGAUUUAUUUAGCAUAAAGCUGGCGUUCAAAAUUCCUAUAACCCAAUAAAAACGAAGAUUUCUGUGUGUAAAUGUAA
Messenger RNA from Drosophila ananassae, 2693 nucleotides. RefSeq names its product major facilitator superfamily domain-containing protein 1. Lineage: Eukaryota; Metazoa; Arthropoda; Insecta; Diptera; Drosophilidae. The coding region runs from base 547 to 1983 and encodes 478 amino acids. Gene Ontology annotation, cellular component: lysosome. The transcript has a single exon. Gene Ontology annotation, biological process: transmembrane transport. The record is from RefSeq and is a predicted model, not a curated record. Gene Ontology annotation, molecular function: transmembrane transporter activity.